AUGGCUGAUCAUGUUGAUAACAAUGAAAAACCUCCACUGCCAUUUCAAACACCAGUGCAACAUCAAAUGGGACGCAUAUACACUCGGAAAAUUCUGGAAAUGUUUGAGAAGGAAGACUUCAGAAGUCUUUUAUGCUUGUUCGAACUUGUAGAGCAGAUGAGACGCACUGCAGAUACAAAGUAA
This is a messenger RNA of Prunus armeniaca (apricot), 183 nucleotides long. The record is from the annotation of a GenBank genome assembly. NCBI's taxonomy places the organism in Eukaryota, Viridiplantae, Streptophyta, Magnoliopsida, Rosales, Rosaceae.